Molecule: messenger RNA, 1435 nt
Organism: Panicum virgatum (switchgrass)
Lineage: Eukaryota; Viridiplantae; Streptophyta; Magnoliopsida; Poales; Poaceae
Product: NDR1/HIN1-like protein 13
Exons: 1
Coding region: 221-1090 (289 amino acids)
Cellular component (GO): plasma membrane
Source: RefSeq, a predicted model, not a curated record
UUUCCUUCGUCGUCUUCACCAGUUCAUCUCACGCGCUAGCUGCUCGAUCGACGAUCCAUCUCUCUGUGUCCACCGUCUCCAUCAACCAACGCGGCUUCGAUGCCCUCACGCAUACAUAAGCUCCCGCAGCCGUCUCCCCAUUUCGUCGCCUUGCCUCCUCUCCACCGGCUCAGUCAGCGAGACCUCAGCCUGCAGCUUGCUUCACCAUCACCCUCCCUCCAUGUCCGACCGCGUCCACCCCGUGCCGGCGCCUCCGCCUCGCCUCCCCAAUCAACCACCCGCCGACGCCGAAGCCCCCGCCGCCGGUGCCAGCGCGCCGCCCACGGAGACUGAGACCACGCCGCUGCGCGUGCACCCGUCCUUCAACCGCCCGCCGUCGCCGCCGCCCGGCACCUACAUCAUCCAGGUGCCCAAGGACCAGGUCCUCCGCGUCCCGCCCCCGGACCGCGCGCGCCGCUACAAGAAGCUCGCCGCGCGCCCGGCCCGCCGCCGCCUCCUCCGCGCCGCCUGCUGCUGCUGCUGCGCCGCGCUCCUCCUCCUGCUCCUCCUCGCCGCCGCCUUCGCCGGCGCCGUCUACCUCGUCUUCCGCCCCCGCGCGCCCACCUUCUCCGUCGCCUCCCUCUCCAUCCGCGGCCUCUCGUCGUCCUCUUCCUCCGCCGCGCUCUCCCCCGAGCUCGACGCCGCCGUGCGCGCCGACAACGGCGCCAACAGGAAGGUCGGCGUCGACUACCGCGGCGGCGGGAGCGUCGCGGUCUCCUACGCCGGCCAGCGGCUCGCCGCGGGGCCGUGGCCCGCUUUCCGGCAGCCGCCGCGGAACGUGACGGUGUUCGCGGCGGCGAUGAGGGGCCAGGGCGUGCGGCUGACGGAUGAGCAGGCGAGGCGGCUCGCCGAGGAGCGGGCCGCGGGCGCCGUGACGCUGGCGGUGGAGGCGAGGGUGCUCGUGCGGCUGCGCUUCGGCAAGGUGCUGCGGACGUGGACGGUGGACGUGAAGGCGCGGUGCGACGUCGCCGUGGACAGGCUGGAAGGGGAUGCCGCGGCGGUGAACAGGGGGUGCAGGGUCAGGGUCAGGCCGCUCUGGUGGUGGUGGUGAUCGCCGCCGCCGCCGGCGCUCCUGUCCGCCUAAUAAUUAAUAUAAACGGCUAGUGAUUAACUAGUACUAUUCUACUCCGUAUAGCAGUAACGGUGUGCUACUAUUGAAUACAGGGAUUACUAGUACAAGGUUGCCAGUGGAGUAAAUUUUUGCAAAACAAAAUUCUAGAGAAUUUUUUUGGGGUUAUGGGUGUAUGUGUACAAUAUAUAUUUGGGGAUGAUGCGAGGGAAGGCUGCCGUCAGUUAUUCAGUACAUAUAUGGAUUGCAUCAUGACCUGGUAAUGGUGAAAUUGUAGAUAACCUUUAUGUUACUGUGCAAAAGAAAAGUGGAUUAUUGGAUCACUCA